AGACUCAGAGCGGGGACAAAGAUGGCAUCCCAGCAGCUCUAUCUGAGGUUAACAGGGCUGGCUGUGGUGGUGACGCUUUUGGCCCUGAGAGAUGUAACCGGUGAGAGCAGCUUGUUCAAGGUCUUGAGGAAAAGAGACGUGGCAGGAGCUGGUACUACCCUGUCAAAGGCCUCGGUUGCCGUCCCUCCCUCCAAGGCUCAGGAGUUCCUGGCCAAGCUGAGCAGAAGCAAGAGGAACAUCUGGGAUCGCAGCAGACCCGACGUGCAGCAGUGGAUCAUGCAGUUUAUGUACAUGGGUUAUGAUGAGCAGAGGCUGGAGGCUGACCUGUCGUACUGGAUGGACCAGGCACGCUCCAGAGAUCAAGGGCGUCAGCAUCAAUACGAUGAAAACGCCCCCAUUGGCCCCCGUGACCAGAGCUCUUACAGACACGGAGCCAAUGUCAACUACGACUACUAUUAA
Limanda limanda (common dab) is the source of this 459-nucleotide messenger RNA. RefSeq names its product ECRG4 augurin precursor a (gene ecrg4a). Bases 22 to 459 code for a protein of 145 amino acids. The transcript is spliced from 4 exons. The record is from RefSeq and is a predicted model, not a curated record. Gene Ontology annotation, biological process: cellular senescence; G1 to G0 transition; regulation of cell population proliferation. Lineage: Eukaryota; Metazoa; Chordata; Actinopteri; Pleuronectiformes; Pleuronectidae.